CCCCUCCCGGCCAAGAUGUCUGACAUGGAGGAUGAUUUCAUGUGCGAUGAUGAGGAGGACUACGACCUGGAGUACUCUGAAGACAGUAAUUCUGAGCCAAAUGUGGAUUUGGAAAAUCAGUACUAUAAUUCCAAAGCAUUAAAAGAAGAUGACCCAAAAGCAGCUUUAAGCAGCUUCCAAAAAGUUUUGGAACUUGAAGGUGAAAAAGGAGAGUGGGGGUUUAAAGCACUGAAACAAAUGAUUAAGAUUAACUUCAAGUUGACCAACUUUCCGGAAAUGAUGAAUAGAUAUAAACAACUCUUAACCUAUAUUCGGAGUGCAGUGACAAGAAAUUAUUCUGAAAAAUCCAUCAAUUCUAUUCUUGAUUAUAUCUCUACUUCUAAACAGAUGGAUUUACUGCAGGAAUUUUAUGAAACAACACUGGAAGCUUUGAAAGAUGCUAAGAAUGAUAGGCUGUGGUUUAAGACAAACACAAAGCUUGGAAAAUUAUAUUUAGAACACGAAGAAUAUGGAAAACUUCAAAAAAUAUUACGCCAGUUACAUCAGUCCUGCCAGACUGAUGAUGGAGAAGAUGACCUGAAAAAAGGUACACAGUUAUUAGAAAUAUAUGCCUUGGAAAUUCAAAUGUACACAGCGCAGAAAAAUAACAAAAAACUGAAAGCACUGUAUGAGCAGUCGCUUCACAGCAAGUCUGCCAUCCCUCACCCACUGAUCAUGGGUGUCAUCAGAGAAUGUGGUGGUAAGACGCACUUGAGAGAAGGUGAAUUUGAAAAGGCACACACAGAUUUUUUUGAAGCCUUCAAGAAUUAUGAUGAAUCGGGAAGUCCAAGACGAACUACUUGUUUAAAAUACUUGGUCUUAGCAAACAUGCUAAUGAAGUCGGGGAUAAAUCCAUUUGACUCACAGGAGGCUAAGCCGUACAAAAAUGAUCCAGAAAUUCUAGCAAUGACAAAUUUAGUAAGUGCCUAUCAGAAUAAUGACAUCACUGAAUUUGAAAAGAUUCUGAAAACGAAUCACAGCAACAUUAUGGAUGAUCCUUUCAUAAGAGAACACAUUGAAGAACUUUUACAAAACAUCAGAACACAAGUGCUUAUAAAGUUAAUUAAGCCUUACACAAGAAUACAUAUCCCUUUUAUUUCUAAGGAGUUAAACAUAGAUGUAGCUGACGUGGAAAGCUUGCUGGUGCAGUGCAUAUUGGAUAACACCAUCCAUGGCCGAAUUGAUCAAGUCAACCAGCUCCUUGAACUGGAUCAUCAGAAGAGAGGUGGCGCCUGUUACACUGCACUAGAUAAAUGGACCAACCAACUAAACUCUCUCAAACAGGCUGUGGUCAGCAAGCUGGCCUAAUGGAGAGCAAGCCCACACAGACCUGCUGAGUGCCGAGUUGUAAUCCUUAAGAGAACUGGGAAUGGCAAAACUACUGUCGGUUGAUGUGUCCUGAACAUUACUGGAGUUGUGGCAGAAGUGCUUUUUUGAUCAACUGGUUUAUGUUUUGCUGCUGCAUUUAUCCCAAGAAAAACAGCUUUAAUCUCCAGAAGAAAACCAAAAUACCAUGGGAUUUAUGCUGUAUUGACAUCUUGCCCUAAACAUACAACAUCAUAGUAAUUUGUCAUGGGCAACAUGACCAGAGAGAAGAUUUUGUCAUGAUUUUAAAUACACUGACACGCUACUGUUGGUUCAAUUUAAACAUGUCUUACCUGCAGAAAUUCUCUCACAAAUAACCUGCAAUAACUUGAAAUGCAUACCCUUUUGAACACUUCCUUUUCUCAUGUAUAAAUGAAAAUGUUUGCUGCAUUUUGCAAAAUGUCAGUUCUCCAGAAAUGUGUCCGUAUAUUUCUGUACCUGCAGUGUAGUAAAGGUUUAGAUGAAACCCCGUACUAUAGUGGCAUACUGUCACUUAGGGUUCAAGCAGCAAAUAAACAGUGCAGCUCAGAAAAAAAAAAAAA
Octodon degus (degu) is the source of this 1946-nucleotide messenger RNA. RefSeq names its product COP9 signalosome complex subunit 2-like. The record is from RefSeq and is a predicted model, not a curated record. NCBI's taxonomy places the organism in Eukaryota, Metazoa, Chordata, Mammalia, Rodentia, Octodontidae. The coding region runs from base 16 to 1347 and encodes 443 amino acids. Gene Ontology annotation, cellular component: COP9 signalosome. Gene Ontology annotation, biological process: protein deneddylation. Gene Ontology annotation, molecular function: protein binding. The transcript has a single exon.